Molecule: messenger RNA, 765 nt
Organism: Salarias fasciatus (jewelled blenny)
Lineage: Eukaryota; Metazoa; Chordata; Actinopteri; Blenniiformes; Blenniidae
Product: fish-egg lectin-like
Exons: 5
Coding region: 1-765 (254 amino acids)
Source: RefSeq, a predicted model, not a curated record
AUGAAAUCCGCUGCAGUCUUGUUUCUGGUGAUAAACUGCCUGUCCAGGUGUCAUGGCUGGGCUUGCAACCUGGGUCCACAGCACUCGGGUGCAACACAGAUUGAUGCUGGACAGGGACAAGUUGUGAUGAGAAAUGACAAAUCUGAAGUGUUUGUUCUAAGUGGAUCGACGUGGAUCAGACUGGGUUCAGUCCCCAUCAAACACGUCUCAGUGGGACCUGCAGGAAUCUGGGGAGUUGACAGUUCAGACAACGUCUACAAAUAUGGUGGCAGUGAUUUUCUUCUUUCCCAAGGUCAGAGUCUUCACCAGGUGGAUGCUGGAGGUCAAGACCAGAUUGUUGGAGUCACCUCAUCUUCUACUGUUCACUGUCUGAGCAGUACCGUUGCUUCAGGUUUCAAGCAAGGCGACUCUCUGAGCUGGACCACCUUCCCUGGAGCGUUGAUGUAUAUCAGCUGUAGCUCACAUGGAUGCUGGGGGGUGAACUCUGGAAAGGAGAUCUACUUCACUAUGCCUGAUUCCUGUCAAAUGAAAGCAUGGACACGUGUGACUGGAGGAACAAAUAUGGUUGAAGUUGGGACUGAUGGAACUGUGUUUGUGGUUGGAAAUGGAUAUAUCUAUCAGAGAACUGGCAUCUCUGCUGAUGUUCCACAUGGAACUGGUUGGUAUCACAUCCCUAUGUCGAAGACCGUCAAGCAUGCAAGCUAUGACCUGGGGAACCUCUGGCUUGUGCUCAAUGGAGGAAUCAUCAUGAAGUGCAUUCAGUAA